Entrophospora candida is the source of this 1309-nucleotide messenger RNA. Lineage: Eukaryota; Fungi; Glomeromycota; Glomeromycetes; Entrophosporales; Entrophosporaceae. The record is from the annotation of a GenBank genome assembly.
AAAAGGAAAUCGCGGUGAUAGUUUAAAAGCUCAUGAUGAAGAGAAGAAUAAAGAAAAAACAAACGAAGAAGAAUCUAAAGAACCUAGAAAACCUAAAAAAAAAGUAGCAGUUUUAGUUGGAUUUUGUGGAACUGGAUAUCAAGGAAUGCAAAUAGCAAGAACCAUCGAAGAUGAAUUAUUUAAAGCUUUUGUUGCUGUUGGUGCAGUCUCAAAAGAUAAUUCUGAUGAUCCAAAAAAAGCAACAAGAACAGAUAAAGGUGUUCAUGCAGCAGGAAAUUUGAUUUCACUAAAGAUAUAUAUUCCAGAUUUAGUUGAAAAAAUUAACCAAAAUCUUCCUGAACAAAUUCGUAUGUGGGUAUAUGAAUAUCUUAUUCCAACUUAUGUUUUCAUUCCACCUUCUGCUGAAAAGAAAUCAUCUGAUCAUGAUCGUUGUGAACAAGCGUCUACAAAUACUUUAGGAAGUGAAAUUUCACUAAACUCAAGUCAUGAUCGUUGUGAACAAGCGUCUACAAAUACUUUAGAAAGUGAAAUUUCACUAAACUUAAAUCAUGAUCGUUGUGAACAAGCGUCUACAAAUAUUUUAGAAAGUGAAAUUUCACUAAACUUAAAUCAUGAUCGUUGUGAACAAGCGUCUACAAAUACUUUAGAAAGUGAAAUUUCACUAAGCUCAAAUCAUGAUCGUUGUGAACAAGCGUCUACAAAUAUUUUAGAAAGUGAAAUUUCACUAAACUCAAUUGAUGUAACUAUGGUAGAAAAAGAAUCACCAAUAUCAACAACAUCAUCAGCAGCAAAAUUGGAAAUGGAAUCUUCUAAUAAUAGAAUGAAAUUUAUCGAAGCACCUUUGGCUACAGCAGAAGAAAUGAUUGAAAAAAGAAAAUAUUGCAUUACACCAGAGAUGUUGGAAUAUAUUAGACAAGGGUUUAAAUUAUAUGAAGGAACGCAUAAUUAUCAUAAUUUUACAAUAGGUAGAAAUCCUUUAGAAAAAAGUUGUAAUAGAUUUAUUAUAAAUGUUGGUGAACCUAAAAUAAUUAAUGAUACCGAAUGGUUAAGUCUGAAGGUUCAUGGGCAAUCGUUUAUGUUACAUCAAAUACGAAAGAUGGUUGCUUUAAUAGUUAUGGUUGCAAGAACCAUGACGCCACUUUCUUUGAUUCCGAAAACGUUUGGUGCAACCAAAAUCAAUAUUCCUAAAGCGCCUGCAUUAGGUUUAUUGUUGGAAAAUCCCGUAUUCAGUUCAUAUAAUAAGAGAGCAAAAGAUAAUGGUAGAGACUUGAUAGAAUUCCAAGCUUAUAAAGUAAAUAUAGAAGAAUAA